GUGCCGUGCUGAGGCCUGUGGCUGGUGCCGGUUUUCGUCGCCUGGCGGUGGGAUGAUCGGCGCGGGCGAGCAGCGGGCGGGCGCGGUGUACGAGAGGCGCGUUUACAAGAAUGCCUCUGACUACCAGUACAUGAAGGUCCGCCUGUGAGUGAUAGAGGGCGAACUGAGGUGGUUCCGCUGCGCACAAAGCAAGCUCGUGGUCUUCUGAUUGGUGCUGCCGUGCCUAUUGAUGUUCUGAAAUUUGAAGAGCAAUCAUUAACAGCGAUACUAAGGGUAAGAGGAAGUGACCUUGUGAAGCUCUGGAGUGCAUUGACCCUGGUGGCAUCCUAUAAAGAUGCGAAGUGUGCUUUCAGAGUUAUACAGGUCUCUCCAUUUCUUCUUGCACUAUCGGGCAACAGCAGAGAAUUUCUGUUGAUCUGAGAUACUGACUUUAUCUAGACUGGGAUAUAAUAUUUUUGGAAGGAUGUCCUUCCGUGGUCCAAGCAUGAUGCUUGGUGUAUUUCAGAGAACAUUAAAAAUGAAUCAGUGGCGCGCAGGUGGCAUUGUGGUGCAACAUGAUACUUUUCUUAGGUCUGUGCACGUUCAAGCUGGAGAGAGAGCUGAACUUACCAGAGUUUUUACACAGGGUGACGUGCUUACCUUUGCAGAGUUAACAGGUGAUACUAACCCGCUUCACCUUAGUGAGGAUUAUGCUAAAGCUCAUCGAUUUGAAAAGCCAGUUGUGCAUGGUAUAUUAGUAUGUGGGUUAGUAUCCGCUGUUCUGGGAACCAAAAUACCUGGAUGUGUUCUUCUGUCACAAGAACUCCGUUUCCUCUCACCUUUGUAUGCAGGUGAACAAGUCUCUGCAAUUCUAGAUAUAACUAAAAUCAAGAGAUCCAUUGCUUGGAUUACUGUUUCAUGCAUUGUCAAUGAAAAUAAGAAGGUUAUUUUGAAAGGUGAAGUCAAAGUAAUGCUGCCAGAAAGUAAAGGUCAAAAUGUAUAACUAUCCUGAAAUCAUGAAGUAAUUUGUGAAAUAUUUUUAAGAUUGUAUAUUCUGUUCAAGCUAUUAAAAUUGUGAUUUGAAAAUGGA
This is a messenger RNA of Hypanus sabinus (Atlantic stingray), 1069 nucleotides long. RefSeq names its product ribonuclease P/MRP 14 subunit (gene rpp14). NCBI's taxonomy places the organism in Eukaryota, Metazoa, Chordata, Chondrichthyes, Myliobatiformes, Dasyatidae. The transcript has 4 exons. The record is from RefSeq and is a predicted model, not a curated record. The coding region runs from base 464 to 982 and encodes 172 amino acids.